GGGUAGAAUUAGAGGCGGAACAGGAAGAAGCUGGUGACAUUCCCAUGCUUGGGCAGAGGACGUGUCUGUUGCCCUAGAAUAUAGGCAGAUCACAUCGAAACGGUGGCAUAAAGAUAAUUAUCACAGUUAAACGGCGUUGGGGUGACAAUGGCAGCGGGCUUAAGCUGGAGGCUGCUAUCGGCCGCGCGGUGUAAACUUGUGAAUAGAGGCUGUGCUGCAACGGACAGUAGAGCAUCCUGUGUGGUGUUAGUGAGAAGCAUUCAGACAAACACCUGGUGGGAUGAACAUCUUUCAGAAGAAAAUAAGGAGUUUUUAAAGCGGCUAACUGCAGAGGAAUACAAAGAGCAAACCGAAAGCAAGUUAUGUCCUCUGAAAGAUGAGCCCUGGCCUAUAAAGCCGUGGGAACCUGGUUCCAACAGGGUUGGUUUAGUAGCAGUGAAGCUGGGGAUGAUGCCAUUAUGGACCAAAUCUGGUGAAAGACAUGCUGUCACAAUGCUUCAAGUGCAAGAUUGCCAUGUUAUUAAAUACACGCCUAAGGAAGAGUUCGAUGGAAAAACAGCAGCGCUUACUGUAGGCGGAAAAAAUGCAUCACCCUUUUACAAAUCAGAAUCUGUGUUAGAAUUGUACCGUGAAGCUGGAGUUCCCCCAAAACAGAAAAUCAGCGUAUUCAAAGUGUCCGAUAAUGCAAUCAUCAAACCAGGAACACCUCUUUAUGCUGCACACUUCCGCCCUGGGCAGUUUGUGGAUGUCACUGCCAAAACGAUUGGAAAAGGGUUUCAAGGUGUCAUGAAAAGAUGGGGUUACAAGGGCCAGCCUGCAUCUCACGGACAAACUAAAACCCAUAGGAGACCUGGGGCAAUAGCUGGAGGUGAUCCUGCUAGAGUUUUCCCCGGAACGAAAAUGCCAGGACAGAUGGGGAAUAUUUACAGAACAGCACGCUGCCUGAAGGUAUGGAGAGUGAAUACAAAGUACAACAUCAUUUAUUUGAAUGGUUCUGUCCCGGGACACACCAAUUGUUUAGUUAAGGUUACAGACACAAAAAUAGAAGUUAAAAGGAAAAAUGAAAACCAACUACCUUUCCCUACAUUUUUUGCCGAUGGAGACGAAAAUUUGCCAGAAGACCUAUACGAUGAGGAAAUAUUCCAGUUCACUGAGCCCUCUGUCAAAUAUACUUAGCAUUAUUGCCAUUUUUCAGCUUCAUAGGUGUUGUCAAAAGAUCGCCAUACUGGCUGUUUUAAGCUAGGAAAUUGUUCUUUCAGCGUCCUUUAUUUAUAACGUGAAGGGCAAAUGUCAUGUUUUCUAAAGCAAAAAAGGGUUUUCAGAAUUAUUUUUUUUUCUUCAUGUGGUCAUGUGGUCAUGUGGACUUUUUUGUUUAAUUUUGUUGAUGGAAUUUCACAUUUAAUUAAAAGUUGGUGAACUCUUGCAUACUUAAUAAAUGCUUAUCAAAUGUACAAA
Spea bombifrons (plains spadefoot toad) is the source of this 1455-nucleotide messenger RNA. RefSeq names its product mitochondrial ribosomal protein L3 (gene MRPL3). Gene Ontology annotation, cellular component: ribosome; mitochondrial large ribosomal subunit. Lineage: Eukaryota; Metazoa; Chordata; Amphibia; Anura; Pelobatidae. Gene Ontology annotation, biological process: translation. Bases 148 to 1176 code for a protein of 342 amino acids. Gene Ontology annotation, molecular function: structural constituent of ribosome. The transcript is spliced from 10 exons. The record is from RefSeq and is a predicted model, not a curated record.